AUGGCCGCCGCCGCAGUUCAAAUUCCUAGACAGCCGGACAUUUCAUAUGCCCCCAACUAUGACAACUACCUCGACCGCAUCAAGCGACGCCAAGAGAACGAGAAGCUGGACAAGUCUCUUCCCGAAGGCUUUCCUGCCAAGCUUGAGUCUGAUCUUGUCUGGGAUGGCAGAGACUUGGCAGAGACAUACGAUUGGAACUACGUUUUAACCGAGAGCAAUAUUGCUGAGGUGGACCAAGCUCUUCGUCACUUCAAGUCACUGAAUUUGAGCCUGGGCUACGUUACUCCAGAGACAUUUCCUCUGCCCAAACUUCAUGACAGACUACGGGAAAUCUCAAAAGAAGUUCACCUAGGCCAUGGUUUCAAGGUCGUCAAGGGAGUGCCAGUUGAUAACUACACUCGUGAGGAGAAUGUCAUCAUCUAUGCCGGCAUUGCAUCUCACAUUGCCCCAAUCCGCGGCCGCCAGGAUCACCAAUUCGAUGGAAAGCCAGCCGAUGUUGUUCUCGCACAUAUCAAGGAUCUCACCCAGGAGAUUGAUCCCCACAAAAUCGGAGCGCCAGCAUAUACAGCUGACAAGCAAGUUUUCCACACUGACGCUGGAGAUGUGAUAGCUCUUUUCGCUCUGGGGGAGCCUGAAGAGGGCGGUCAGAGCUUCUUGUCGAGCAGUUGGCAUGUUUACAAUGAGCUCGCAGCAACACGGCCCGAUCUCAUCCGGACUUUGGCUGAACCUUGGGUAGUCGACGAGUUCGGAAAGCGUGGUAGGACUCAUACUGUGCGACCUCUUCUAUACUUCCAGCCCGCUACCGAGGACACUCCUCAGCGCCUCAUUAUUCAAUACGCACGACGCACCUUCACCGGUUAUUGGGGCCUUCCUCGAUCAGCUGAUAUUCCUCCAAUUACCGAAGCCCAGGCUGAAGCACUGGAUGCUUUGCACUUUACAGCCGAAAAGUACCGCGCGGCACUCGACUUCCACAAGGGCGACAUUCAGUUUGCCAACAACUUGAGCAUCUUCCAUGCUCGUGAGAAAUUUCGGGAUUCUCCAGAGAAAAGGCGCCACCUCAUCCGUCUUUGGCUACGUGACCCCGAACUGGCUUGGAAGACGCCCGAACCACUGAAUGAUAUAUGGGACAGGGUUUACAAGGACGUUAAGCCGGAAAACUCCAUCUUUCCACUAGAGCCUAGAGUUCGCAGUGCAAGCGACGGAAAGCCUAAUGAGGGCAAGUACCAGUAA
Molecule: messenger RNA, 1230 nt
Organism: Trichoderma virens Gv29-8
Lineage: Eukaryota; Fungi; Ascomycota; Sordariomycetes; Hypocreales; Hypocreaceae
Exons: 4
Coding region: 1-1230 (409 amino acids)
Molecular function (GO): oxidoreductase activity
Source: RefSeq, a predicted model, not a curated record